Molecule: messenger RNA, 3835 nt
Organism: Tigriopus californicus
Lineage: Eukaryota; Metazoa; Arthropoda; Copepoda; Harpacticoida; Harpacticidae
Gene: RpI135
Product: DNA-directed RNA polymerase I subunit RPA2-like
Exons: 4
Coding region: 100-3789 (1229 amino acids)
Biological process (GO): DNA-templated transcription
Cellular component (GO): RNA polymerase I complex; nucleus
Molecular function (GO): ribonucleoside binding; DNA binding; DNA-directed RNA polymerase activity
Source: RefSeq, a predicted model, not a curated record
AUUAACAAAAUGCCACUGAAGACAUACUUGAUUUUACUAUUAGUCUCUUGAUCCUCAUUGUUAUCACUCUUAUUGCUGAAGGGGUAGUUUAUCUCGUAAAUGGUUGGACUUAUUACAUACGAGCCGCCAAUAAUCGUCACCUUAAGUCAAAUGUCAACAAGAGCACAUGUUUCUCCUGCAUUAAGGGACAAAAUAGUUCCGUUCUCCGGAUCGCCCGCUUGUCCGCGCCUCUCGUUUAAUCUAUCUUUGCGGGCGACCUCCCCCCUUUUGUUCGACCGUUUCGGGGCUCUCGGUUCGAGCAUGGCGCCCAACCAGGACGACCCGGCCUCGCCAUGGGCGUACCCGCGCGAGCCCUCGCUCAAGAAUUUGACCUCGCCGGAAUGGGGUCGUCCGCGCCCGCGCGCUAAUCCGGCCACCCAAUCGCUGGGCCAGCCUCACGUCGAGUCUUUCAACUUCAUGAUGGGCCCGGGCUUGGACUUAGUGGUACAAGAUCUGAAGCCGCUUCUGUUCCGUGUACCGCAAACCGAAGAGCGGAUCGCUUUGCGCAUUACGGAAGCCCACUUGAUGGCACCCAGUGUGGUACCCGGAUCGAUCGGCGUGAAGGAGCCCCGAGUCUUUCCCACGGAGGCCCGACAAAGAGGCAUCACCUACAAAGGUCGAUUAAACAUUAGAUGCGCUUAUUCCGUAAAUGGGAUUGAACAGCCGCCCUUUGAGAAGUCCUUGGGGCAGAUCCCGAUUAUGUUGCGCUCGAACGCGUGCAAUCUGGCUGGUUUAAGUCCGGCGGAGCUCGUGGCUCACGGUGAGCACGAGGAGGAGUGGGGCGGAUACUUCAUUGUGGGCGGACACGAGCGAAUCAUCCGCAUGUUGCAAACCACCCGCCGCAAUUAUCCCAUCGCUAUGCAGCGACCAUCGUGGAAGAAACGCGGUCGAAACUUUUCCGAUCUGGGCGUCCUAUUGGAGUGCGGCAAGUCCGAUCUGACCACCAACAAGAACGUGUUGCACUUUGUCACCUCGGGCACGAGUAAGUUCAUGUUCAACUUUGGCAAGGAGCUGUUUUUCGUGCCCGUGGUCAUGAUCUUGAAAUGUCUGUGCACUCGAUCCGAUGCCAGUAUCUAUCAAGCCUUGAUCGCUGGCACUGAAGAGGACGAUUUCUAUUAUCGAGGAUGUCUCAAGAAUAUGUUAGCCGAACCUCAAGAGGAGGGCCUAUUUUCGAGUGAGCAGGUUCGUCAAUAUAUUGGCCGCGUGUUCCGCGACAAGAUGUCGUACAUCAUGCCGGAUUGGUACACGGAUGAGGAGGCGUGUGAUUUCCUGAUUGACCGUGCCAUCUGCAUUCAUCUGAACAACAAUGAGGACAAAUUCAACAUGAUCGUGCUCAUGGUGAAGAAGCUGUUCGCUCUCGUGCAGGACAAGUGCGUGGUAGAGGGCGUGGACAGUGUGAUGAUGCACGAGAUCGUGGUGGGUGGGCAUCUUUAUCUGCAGUUGAUAAAAGAGAAGCUCGAAAUGUGGAUGACGUCCCUGAAGGCGAACAUCUUGAAGCGCACUCGAGGAGCCCGAGGCAACCCCGAGGUCAACCCUGAGGCCAUUCAAUUGUGCGCCAAUCGAACCAUCACUUUGGAGAAGAUGUUCGAAAACUUCUUGGGCACGGGCAAUCUGCCCAGUCAGAGCGGUUUGGGCCUCAUGCAAGAUUCGGGCCUCACCAUCAUGGCUGAGAACAUCAAUCGGAUGCGAUAUAUGUCCCAUUUCCGGGCCAUUCAUCGUGGUUCCUUCUUCCAAGAAAUGAGGACCACCGAAGUCCGAGCCCUCCUCCCUGACGCUUGGGGAUUCGUUUGUCCCGUUCACACGCCCGAUGGCGCACCCUGUGGGCUCCUCAAUCAUCUGACCAUGCCCGCCGAGAUCGUGACGCACGUACCGGAUGCGUCGAAAAUACCCCAAGUCCUGGUCAAUUUGGGCAUGCAUCCCCUAGGGGAGGUGCCGGAGAAAGUGAUGAAGUCUUGCUACCACGUGGUGCUCAAUGGGAAGGUCUUGGGCUUCGUUGCCCGAUCUCACGCCCAAAGGAUUGCCGACAAACUGCGUGUGCUCAAGAUCCAAGGUGAUCGGGUGCCCAAGGUGACCGAGAUCGUCCUUAUCGCAGCUAAAAGCCGUGCGGCUCAAUUCCCUGGCAUGUUCAUAUUCACGGGUGCGGCGCGCAUGAUGCGACCCGUUCUCAACUUAUCCGUGAAUGAGAUUGAGUUGAUUGGCACGUUCGAGCAAGUCUUCAUGGAUAUCUGCAUCACUCAGGAUGAAGCCUACAAAGGACUCACGACCCACCAAGAGAUCCGAGCCACCAGUUUCUUGAGCAAUUUGGCGUGCACCAUUCCAUUGCCGGACUUCAAUCAGUCCCCUCGUAACAUGUACCAGUGUCAAAUGGGCAAGCAAACCAUGGCCUCGCCCAUGCACACGUGGCAUCUCAAUUCCGAGACCAAAAUGUAUCGCCUCCAAACGCCCUCUUCGCCCUUCUUCCGUCCCGCCCAUUAUGAUCACAUCAAACUGGAUGACUUCCCCAUGGGCACCAACGCCAUCGUCGCCGUCAUCUCUUACACAGGAUACGAUAUGGAGGACGCCAUGAUCAUCAACAAAUCCUCAUUCGAACGCGGGUUUGCCGCAGGAUCCAUCUACAAAUCGAUGUUUGUCGACCUCAGAGAACAGGCCACUGGUCGGAAGAACAGUCAGGCCGAUUGUGUCCCUCUGUUAUUCGCUCGAGACCCCAAGAACGAGACCCUAGGGAAAUUUCUCGAUUUGGACGGCCUGCCUCAUAUCGGAGUUCCUCUGCAUGAAGGUGAUCCCUUGUAUAGCUAUUGCAACACGACAGAAGGCACCUACGUAGUCAAGAGGUACGAAGGGAAAGAGAUGGUUUUCGUGGAUGCCGUCAAGAUUUGCUCCAAUGAUACGGGCACGAGUGAGCGUAAUCGGAUUUGCAUCAGUCUCAGAAUUCCACGUAAUCCCUCCGUGGGAGACAAGUUUGCCUCUCGAGCUGGCCAAAAGGGGAUUUGCAGUCAAAAAUGGCCCACCGAGGAUUUGCCUUGGACAGAAAGUGGCUUAUUCCCCGAUAUCGUGUUUAAUCCUCACGGCUUUCCAUCUCGGAUGACCAUCGCCAUGAUGAUCGAGUGCAUGGCAGGCAAGUCGGGGGCGGUUCAUGGACUCUGCCACGAUGCCACGCCUUUCGUCUUCGGCGAGACCAGUCAUGGUCGUGUGGAUGCCAUUGAUUUCUUCGCUCGCCAAUUAGAGAAGGCCGGCUACAACUAUUAUGGCACAGAAACGCUCUACUCGGGGACGGAUGGGGUGGAGAUGAAGGCCGACAUCUUCUUCGGUAUCAUUCAUUAUCAACGCCUACGUCAUAUGGUCAGUGACAAAUUCCAAGUUCGAAGCGUGGGCACCAUCGAUCAAGUGACAAGACAACCAAUUAAGGGUCGACGACGGGGUGGUGGAGUUCGAUUUGGCGAGAUGGAGCGAGAUUCACUACUUUCGCAUGGAACCAUGUUCCUCCUGCAAGACCGUCUGUUUCAUGGGUCGGAUAAGGCACGGGUGAAAAUCUGCACCGAAUGCGGGAGUCUUCUGUCUCCGCGGGUUGUGAUCCCACUCAAGGCCAAUUCCACGGGCGUGUCACGAUAUCGGGAACAUCAUACUAAGUGUGUGAUCUGUGAUCGCUUCGACUGCGUCAAGGAUAUCCAAUUACCUUAUAUUUUCCUCCAUCUGGUGUCGCAAUUGGCUGCAGUAAAUAUCAAGAUCAAGGUCCAGACCAAACAGGAGUAAAUUGUAGGGCGUUAAUUUUGUGAGAAUAUAUCCCAAAGAAAAUUCU